AUGACAAAUAAGUUAAAACAUAUUAUAAAUGUGAUUACAAACAUAGAAUUUUCAUUAGACCUUUCUGAAAAUUUUUAAACAAUAGCUAAGGCUAUUUGUAAUGUUUUAGAAUGUGAUAAAGCCCAUGUUUUUAUUUCUGAUUCGAAUAAUGGUGAAUUAUGGACUAAAAUAUCUAAAGGACUUGAAAUAUAAAAAGUUCAAUUUGGUUAAGGAAUAAUUGGCCAUGUAGCUAAUAGUAUGUAAAUUAUUAAUAUUAUAGAUGCAAAUAAGGAUAUUAGGUUUAACCGAUAAAUAGAUAAGAAAGAUAAUUACAUUACGAGGUCUAUGGUAUGUAUGCCUUUAUUUGAUAAUGAAAACGGAAAUUUAUUAGGAGUUGUUGAAGCUGUUAAUAAAAACGGCGGUUUUUUUACAAAAGAUGAUGAGGGUUAUUUAUAAAUAAUUGGAAUGAAUGCAAUGAGUAUUUUGAAUAAUUCCAUAAAUUUUUAUGAGACGAGAAAAAAUGAAGGGAUUAUUAAAAAUAUACUAAAAAUGUCUAUAGAAUUAAAUGAAUGUAAUAAUAUCAGUUAAUUCGUUUUGGAAAUUUGUUAAAAAAUAUAGGGAUAUUUGAAUAUUUAAGAUGUUAAAAUUUAUAUUUUAGAUUAAUAAAAUAAUAAAAUAUUUACAUUUGAUAAUUAAGAAAAUAAGAUUGAGUUUGAAAAAAAUAAUGGAAUAGUCGGAUUUACAAUUAAUUAGGAGAAAAAUUAGAUUAUAGAUAAUGCUUAUAAUCAUGUAAAUUUCAACUCUAUUGUUGAUAUUAAUACUUCUUUGCCAGUUUUAAAUCAUAUUAUUUGGAAUACUAAAGGUAAGAUAUUGGGAGUUAUUUAGAUUGUGAAUUAAAUUGGAAUAUAGAAUAUUAUCAAAAAUAAUAAAGUUUAUAUAAACACUGAUUUAGAUACUCAUUUAAACAUUAUAUGUGAAAUAUUAAGCUUCAGAAUUUCUUAAUUUUUAAAAAAUAUUUGA
This is a messenger RNA of Ichthyophthirius multifiliis, 999 nucleotides long. RefSeq lists its product as hypothetical. NCBI's taxonomy places the organism in Eukaryota, Ciliophora, Oligohymenophorea, Hymenostomatida. The record is from RefSeq and is a predicted model, not a curated record. The transcript has a single exon. Gene Ontology annotation, molecular function: protein binding.